GCGACUCUCAGUUUGAAUUCAACAACCGUAUCAUGCAAACAAAGCUUUUUCUCAGUCUUAUUUUAGUCCUUCUAUGCGGACGUUACGUGCAUUCAUGUGGGUGCUACGGUCCAACGAGUUGUUCCUUGCGGGGAAAGCGUUGUAAUAUAGGUAGAUUCAAGUACUUGACGGCAUGGGACCCUUGCGUGUGCGACUGUUGUGUUGUCUGCAAUGAGUGUCCUGCCUUGCUUUCUGGAUGUGUUCGCGCCUUUGCGUCUGGAAUGGAACUUGCCCCACCUCUCGCAACCCUCCACUUCAAUGAAACAGUGGAGCCGCGUGCACUGGUACACGCUGAUGGAAAGAAACUUGGACUGUGGGGUGAUGCUUGCUUGAAUGGGACAUUGCCAGAUGGCCUUGGUUUUGAAUGGAAUGACACCGAAGGGACAUUCUUUCUGAAAGGUGUGCCACAGGAGAGGGGCCUUUGGGAGCCCUCUGUGGUGAUCCGAGGAGGUGGAUCGCAAAUCUGGAAAGCAGAUCUUAAAAUCAGAGUGAGGUGACUGCCUAAAUGCAAGAUAGUGUAAAGAGGCGCAAUGGAUUGCGUUGAGAGCACGGUGUGGGGAUUGCCCAAUGUACCGUUAACAACCUGUAAAUUAGUUUCGAAUGUGUAUCGAUCAUUCAUAAUUUCGGUGAGGACUUAACUCCAAAUCCAUGACAUAUCCUAAAGC
Spizellomyces punctatus DAOM BR117 is the source of this 704-nucleotide messenger RNA. RefSeq lists its product as uncharacterized. Bases 33 to 536 code for a protein of 167 amino acids. The transcript is spliced from 2 exons. The record is from RefSeq and is a predicted model, not a curated record. NCBI's taxonomy places the organism in Eukaryota, Fungi, Chytridiomycota, Chytridiomycetes, Spizellomycetales, Spizellomycetaceae.